AUGGGAACUAAUUUUUGCCUUUCUCUCUUAAAGGUUUUCAAACCGUACCAGGCGUCCCAGCACGACAUGUGCCGAUUCCACUCGGAGGACUACAUCGACUUCCUGCAGAGAGUGAGCCCCAACAACAUGCAGGGCUUCACCAAGAGCCUCAACGCCUUCAACGUGGGCGAUGACUGCCCGGUGUUUCCAGGCCUCUUUGAAUUUUGCUCUCGCUAUACUGGGGCCUCCCUGCAGGGAGCCACACAGCUGAACAACAAGAUCUGUGAUAUUGCGAUAAACUGGGCCGGGGGCCUGCAUCACGCCAAAAAGUUUGAGGCUUCUGGGUUUUGUUACGUUAAUGACAUAGUUAUCGGCAUCCUGGAGCUGCUCAAGUAUCAUCCUCGUGUUCUGUAUAUUGAUAUUGAUAUCCAUCAUGGAGACGGAGUGCAGGAGGCUUUCUACUUGACAGACCGUGUCAUGACAGUGUCGUUUCAUAAAUAUGGGAACUAUUUCUUUCCUGGUACUGGUGACAUGUAUGAAGUCGGCGCAGAGAGUGGUCGUUACUACUGUCUCAACGUUCCUCUACGGGAUGGCAUUGAUGACCAAAGUUACAAACACCUCUUCCAGCCAGUCAUUAACCAGGUGGUAGAUUACUAUCAGCCCACCUGCAUAGUACUGCAGUGUGGUGCCGAUUCCCUGGGCUGUGACCGUUUGGGUUGUUUUAACCUCAGUAUAAGAGGACAUGGAGAGUGUGUGGAGUAUGUAAAGAGCUUCAACAUCCCUUUGCUGGUCCUGGGAGGAGGUGGUUACACAGUCCGCAAUGUAGCACGAUGCUGGACUUACGAAACAUCAUUGCUUGUAGAUGAAGCAAUUAGCGAAGAACUCCCAUAUAGUGAGUAUUUCGAAUACUUCGCUCCAGACUUCACCCUUCAUCCUGACGUCAGUACGAGGAUUGAAAAUCAGAACUCCAGACAAUACUUGGAUCAAAUCAGGCAGACGAUAUUUGAGAAUCUGAAAAUGCUGAACCAUGCUCCCAGCGUGCAGAUCCACGAUGUCCCUUCCGACCUGCUCAGCUAUGAUCGCACAGAUGAGCCCGAUCCGGAGGAAAGAGGUUCUGAGGAAAACUACAGCAGGCCUGAAGCUGCCAACGAGUUUUAUGACGGUGACCAUGAUAACGACAAAGAGAGUGACGUUGAGAUCUGA
Apaloderma vittatum (bar-tailed trogon) is the source of this 1182-nucleotide messenger RNA. It is a transcript of the gene HDAC3, whose product is annotated as histone deacetylase 3. The transcript is spliced from 13 exons. Lineage: Eukaryota; Metazoa; Chordata; Aves; Trogoniformes; Trogonidae. The coding region runs from base 1 to 1182 and encodes 393 amino acids. The record is from RefSeq and is a predicted model, not a curated record. Gene Ontology annotation, molecular function: histone deacetylase activity.